UUAGCCGUAUUAUUAAUAUUUUUGAACAGCACAGAUCAAUAAGCAGACAAGUUGCCAGUUAUUGCUUCUAUAAUAAAGUUUUUUCUUAAAUCAGUGGUUACACGCCGUUGAAGUUUUAGUCACGUCAUCGGCGUAUUUUUUGAAUUAUAUAUACUUCUGUUCGUACAAUUUACUUUUCGUACAAUUUAACAUUGCGAUCUUUUAUUUUACUCGCUAAAAUGGGUCUGCUGCAGUAGCCAAUUUCAAAUUACAUUUUUGCUUCUGAGAGGUAACACAGAACACUACAUUCUAAGAACUUGAUAAAACUCAUGCAAAAAUAAAUCCUCGUGCUCUUAUCAAAAAGAGCAACGUCUCGAACACGGAAUCUUAUUGUUUAUAUUAAAUUCUUUUUACUCUCAAAAUUCUUUGUUAGCCAGAAACUGGCGGAAAAAUAAUGAGACACAACUUGAUAUGAAGUUAUAUUAUUUUCUGUAACAUUUAUACUACUUCUUCAGGUGAUAGAUAUUUACAAGCGGUUGAUACAAACAUAAAAAAAUAUUCGUUCUAUUAGCAAUUUAUCUAUACUUCUGCGUGUAAAAUGGCAGGGGAGGGAAGUGGUACGAGGGGUCACUUGAGGUGUCGAGUGUGUGUGGUUGGGGCGGGACCCAGUGGUCUGAACACUCUCCGGGCACUGCAGAGUGUGAUAGGGGGCAGAAAAGUGCACGUGACCUGCUACGAGAGAUACGACUCUAUAGGGGGCAUAUGGAACUUCAAAGGUCGAGAGGGAAUUGAAGAAGACGGCCUUGAAGUGCAUUCGAGCAUGUAUGAGAACCUGGUCACGAAUGCUCCCAAACCGACCAUAGAGAUACCCGAGUUCCUGUUUCCCGAAGACGGGCCAGAACUCUCGGGCCAUCCCAGUUUUCCUACUCAAGACUAUGUGCUUAAUUACUUGAAAGGAUUCGUGCACCAAUUUAAAUUGAAUCAGUACAUCCACUUCAAAACAUGGGUUCAACACGUGAGGUUCGACAAAGGGUCAGAAAAGUUCAUAGUGACGGUGAAAGACUUGCAGACAUCAAAGGAAAGAGAGGAGGACCCGUUCGAUUACGUCAUAGUUGCGACUGGACAUUUCAACUACCCCAAUUAUGUUCGAUAUCCAGGACAGGAAACGUUCAAGGGAAAAGUGAUUCAUUCCAAGCAGUUUUUGGAAGCGAGAAGAUACAAAGGGCAGCAAGUGUUGGUGGUGGGUGGAUCCUAUUCAGCAGAAGACAUAGCCCUGCAAACGAUAGAGGCAGGAGCGGAGAGAGUGACCAUAUGCUACAGGACACAGCCAGUAGGGAACACAUGGCCUCAGGGCAUAGAUCAGAGGGCCAUACUCACACACAUUCAUGGCAGUACUGUUCAUUUCGCCGACGGAUCUCAGAGCAAUUAUGACGUCAUUAUUUACUGCACGGGAUACUUGUUCAAAUUUCCUUUUAUGGAGGAUAGUCUGAAGCUGGAGACAAAACAGAGAAUGGCUCCGCCUCUCUACAAACAAGUAGUGUUUCCAGACAACCCUAAACUACUCUAUAUUGGAAUGCAAGACCAGUUCUACACAUUAACAAUGUUCUGGCUGCAAGGACACCUUUGCGCCAAAAUUAUCAGUGGUGAGGUCAAAAUUCCAUCUAAAGCUGAAAUGCUAGCUGAAAUAACGGAAAGACAAACGGAAGCAGAAAAGUUGGUUGAGAAUAUGGAAAAGAUAGAUUUUCAGACGAGAUACGUAAACGAAUUAUCCGAAAUAACAGGCCAAGUGAGCGUUGAUGCCAAAAAAGAGUUCGAACGGAGAGAGAAAGACAGAGCCGAGGAUCCAUCUGGUUACAAACUGAAAACUAACUACAAUAGUUUGUACAAGAAAUAA
Symsagittifera roscoffensis is the source of this 1873-nucleotide messenger RNA. RefSeq names its product trimethylamine monooxygenase-like. Gene Ontology annotation, molecular function: flavin adenine dinucleotide binding; N,N-dimethylaniline monooxygenase activity; NADP binding. The transcript has 7 exons. The coding region runs from base 578 to 1873 and encodes 431 amino acids. The record is from RefSeq and is a predicted model, not a curated record. NCBI's taxonomy places the organism in Eukaryota, Metazoa, Xenacoelomorpha, Acoela, Convolutidae.